AACCUUUUGAGUUGACGUGUAACACUAACUCCCCACCCAUUCUAGCCUGCAUUAUUAUUUAUUAACAUACACAUAAAUCCUCCCCUAACCUACUAUACUACCACCAUUUGAUUUCACAAAGUUCGAACAACUCCAUCCAGAGGAAGAAGAAGCAGCAGCAAGCUCUGGCAAGCACACAUUUUUAUCACCAUUUCUGAAUCCAAAUGAGAAGAAAACCAUCUCAAAUCUCUCUGCAGAAACCCAUCAUCCAAAACACUCCAGUUCUACCAAAUAUGCAAGAAAAUGGUGAGCAAAUCUCAAAGAAAAAUGACAGUUUUAUGGAGCAGCAAGGAAGCACGUCACCUAAGAUGCAUGAAAAGGACGAGGAACUUUCAACACUGAACGGUCAGGAUUCGGCUGCUGUAGAAGGUGAUGAUGAUGUUGUGGUAGAUCAAGUGCCUACGGCGGCAGCGGCGGAAGAAGAAGAGAGUGGACUUGAGAGGUUAAAGAAGCAUAGAAUGGAGGUGGCCGGACAGGUUUGGAUUCCGGAGAUAUGGGGGCAGGAGGAGUUGCUGCAGGAUUGGAUAGAUUGUUCAGCUUUUGAUGCUUCUUUGUUUCCGAGUGGGAUUAUGACUGCUCGGUCUGCUUUGGUUGAGGAGGGGAGGAGAGAAAACUCCGGCAGAUUAAGGAUAGAAAACAGGUGUUGAAUAUUCAUUAAUGAUAAUUUAAUCUUCUUUUUAUUAGUUUUAUAAGAUCUUUUAUCUUUGUUUUUUUAAUUAUAUUAUUAUGAUCAUAUACAAAUGAUUGUUGAAACAAUGAGUUUACA
Molecule: messenger RNA, 805 nt
Organism: Pyrus x bretschneideri (Chinese white pear)
Lineage: Eukaryota; Viridiplantae; Streptophyta; Magnoliopsida; Rosales; Rosaceae
Product: protein BIC1-like
Exons: 1
Coding region: 204-686 (160 amino acids)
Biological process (GO): blue light signaling pathway
Source: RefSeq, a predicted model, not a curated record